AACGAACAGCAGGGAAGUGCGAAAUGGCAGCUUGACAACAGACGCGGUUUUGAGUGCGAUUGAAGGGACGUUUACGAAGGUGUACUAAUGAUGCUGCAUAAUCUUCCGAAGUUAUUUGCAUUAUCGUGUUGAAUAAUGAAGCGCCGGGGUGGAGGAUCAACAGCUGCUUUACUGCAGAGAGCAUCGUCCCAGCUGAAGGGUGAGCGCGUUGUGAAAGAAGUCAAUGAAGAAGAUGAACUCAAUGCUUACAUCAGUUCUUUGACGAAGAAAACCACUGCCAGGAAGUCUGUGAGUUUUGAUGAAGACAGUGACAUAAGUAUUUCUAAUGAAGACUAUCAGUAUGGUGGGACAACAGUACCUGCCUCGGGCAGUAAGUAUCUCAAGAAAAAGGUACGGGAUAGCCUGGAUUCUGUUGAGUCUAUGGAACCAAAGGAGCCAGCCUUGAACAGAUUUUUGAAGAAAGCUCCCACCCCAGUAGCAGCUGGGAUAAGCCCUGCACCUGUAGAUCGGCCUGCAACAUCCAAGUUUGCUGGGAAAUAUGUGUCCGGGUCUGAGAUGGCCAGAUCCAGUCAGCAGAGUCAUAGGUCUUCAUCAGCAUUAAGCAAAGCAGCAGCGUUAACCUCCAAGAUCUCCCAGCGUCCUGUGCCCACAAGGCAGUCCAAUAUCUUCACCCUGGACACUGACAGUGAGGACAGUUUUAGGAAACCUUCUACUGUGAAAGCUGGCAGAACCCCCUCCCCCCUUAGAAGUGCGUCAGACAGCAGCUUGAGUUUGGGCAAGGAUGGGGGGAAGUUUGUCAAGAAGAAAACUGAGCCACCUCCUCCCCCUGACUUCCUGAAGGAAGACACUCCAAGGAAAAAAGCACAACCAGUCGUGGGCACAAGUAAAUCCCCCCAAGACGGACAGCUUCAGAAGGGCAGGCGUAAGCUGGUGGGGAAAGUGAUGCUGUCAUCAGAGGAGGAGAGUUUAGCUGAGUUUAUUGAGGGUCUGUCUUGGUCCGAGAGGUCCAACUCUCCCCAGAGAAGUUCUAAAGGCAUGCGUGAUGCACCUCACCCUCGUGCCCAACGCUCACCAUCACCAGAUAGCAAACCACCUGUGCGACACACCUCUGCCUCUCCCAGACGUAACAUCUCUACCCCCAAAGCGGGAGUGUUUAGACGGAGUCCAUCUCCGCCAUACCAGACUCGGACUCUCAGCAGGUCAGUCUCAGAAGACUCCCUGCCCAGUGAGGUGUCAGUGUCACAGGUGGACAGCGCUCAGGAUGAGGAGGGCAGUUUUAAUGUCAAUGUUGUGAUGGACUUGGACAUGUUAAGUCCUGUGAAUUCAUUCAAUCAUGAAGAGAAGCUUUCCUCUCCUCUGAAGAAAGCUCAAACCGCAGAGCCCAGUCCGUUUUUUAGUAAGAAAGGAAGUACCAGAGCGGAAACUGAAAAGCCUGCCAAGUCAUCCAAGUCAGCCAGCAAAAAAAGUGAUGUAUACAGCACAAAAAGGUCACCCAAAAAGUCAAAGGAAAAGAAGGAAACCGAAUUAUUCAGUAAUUUUGGUUUACACACCGUGGAUGAGUUGAUGGGGUUGGAUACAAAGGAGUCGAGUGAAGAUGCAAGUGUGAUCAGAGAUAUUUCAGAAAUUCUGACAGAGAAAAAUGACACUGUAUUCAAAGCGAAGAGAUCUGUGAAUGACAGUUUACCUGAUGUCAACUUAGAUGUAACUGAUGAUGUUAUUGAUGUGAAAAACUCAUACUCUGAGGAGUUUGACAGUAUUACAGAGAAGAUUGGACAGGACAGUAGUAUAGCAGAGUCUCUGUCAGAGGUUGUGACAAAGUACAGUGAUGAUGAGGAGGAGGAGUCCAAGGCAGACACUGUGAAUGAGUAUUCAGAGGAUUUUGCUAGUGACUCAGAGUCUAGGGCUGACUCAUACAGUGACAGUUAUACUUCACACAGUGACUCAAGAACAUUUAGCUACAGCCGAAGCUCUUCUUCUAGUCUAUCCAGAGGGAGAUCCAAGAAGGAGAAGAGAUCAGUGGAGGUUCAGACAGGUGACCAACCAGGACUGACUUACCAAUGGAACACUCACCACUCAGGCAUGGCCUUUAUGGGACCUUCGUUUGGAAUGUCGUUUGUGGAUCCCACACCAAUUGCUUCCCACAUGGUCAGCCAUGAGGCCCUGGAAGCCAUGACAAACUACAGCCCAGCCAUGUUAGCUCUCCAGGACAUGCUGAAGCAGCAGCUAGAACUGACUCAGACCUUCAUCCAGGCCCAGCAGUAUCUGUAUAACAGUUACACUCGGUCUAUAGAGCCACAUCACAUGUACACGACGCUGGAGGAUACCAAAAAGUAUAUCCGUAAACAUAGAAAACCACGACUCACAUUCAAAGAUGCCCUGAAGUUGGUGGAUAAAGAAAUGAGCUGACGCUGACUAAACUUUUAAAAUUUUUUUUUAAGAUCAACGACAUUUGUAAGAUAUCACAAAUGUGUGUAUGUCAUUUAUGACAAUGUCAUCAGGUUGAGAGUUGAGUAAGCUUGUGUUGUUAAUAGUGUAUCCACUCAAAAAGGGAACCAUGCACAUGUAACGAGGAACUAUUCUGACCACAUGUAAUGUUCCCGAUGAUUUCUUUUCUAUAAGUUCGGGAGCGGCAGAUUCGGGAUCAAUCCUGGGUCGAGUCACACCUAAGAGGAAGUUGUAAUUUCCUUGCUUGGCAUUCAGCAUGAAGAGGAUAGUGCAACGACUGGUUGACCCGUAUCAGUAUAAUGGCUUGGCUAGGGCAGCUGACUUACCUUUGGUAAGUCGUCUCAGUGAAGCAGCACUAGAUAAAAGAGCGGUGGAAAUCCAUACCUGCAACAAGGAGGCACGUCAUAUACACCCUAAGGACUCCUUCAUUGUCAUAUGACUGAAAAAUUGUUGAGCACGACGUUAAACCCCAAGCACUCACUCACUCACUCUUGUCUAUAAGUAGAUUUCUUUGCGAUGUAUUCGUUGUUACAUCACUGUGGUCAGAUUUGUAAAAGACUUGAAAUGUAAAGAUGUUUGUAUCUACUCUGGGAACAAGUGCAUUAGAACAUGCCACUGUAGUAGUUUCAUGCAUGUAAUGUUACAAGCACUUUCUGAAACCAGCCACUGACUCAGUGAAUGCCAUGCUAAAGACACCAGGAGAUAGUGUGAUAGUACACUGUCACAAGGCCUACCAGUAAGCGUUCUGUGCCUGUGAGAGCGUGAAGUAAGGCGACACCAAUUUUAUUUUGUGUUUUACUGGUGAGCCGACACUAAAAACUAAUGAAAUUAAAUAAAAAUGAAAUUGAAAAUCCAGUUUUUAUUUUGUCCUAUCUUAAUAGGGUUUUUUUUCAUGACAUUUCUGUUUUUCAAAACUUUCCAAUUACAUAAAUAUGUCUGUAACAGGAACAGUUUGCAGGGACAGUCCAGCAUUUCCCAAAAUUUCGAUGGUUUUCAAUUUUAUUUUUAUACCUCUGACAAGUAAAGUUGGUGUAGCCUAAGGAAGGCUGUAUCAUUGAGAGUAAAACCACAUCAUCUGUGAUCUGCAACAGUGACAGUCACAAAAAUGGUCACACAUAGCUGGUAAAAGCAGCCUCUUGUCAUUUUCCCAUAGAGUUUUAUUGUUCACGUAAAUGCUCAAGUUUGUUAUUCAUAAUGUGAGGAAUGAUUUAGGCAUCUUGCUGGUCAAAUGGUGAAAGUUAUUGACUCAUCACGUUACUUCAUUCAACCUAUGAAUGAUAACUCAUUUGCAGUGGAAUGAAAAGUGUUAUGAUAACGAAUGAUAAUGAAAUUAUUGAAUGCAAAAACUCAGGGAGCACACUGUAUGUGCAAAGUUACUGUUCUCCAUCUUAUGUAUAUGUAUUGGUCAUACAUAAAAUGUAUUUUAUGUUUGUUAAUGUUUUAUGAAAUGCAUUUAAUAAUGUUUUGAUGUUCAUAGCAAUUUGAUUCUUCACAUGAAUUGAGAAAAACAGGACAUGAAAAGCGUUAAAAAGUUUAAUGUAUUUUUUUUUUUUUUUUUUGGUUAAAUACUCAGGAGUGUACUGGUAGUAAGAAAAUUAUCCUAAUGUUAUCUGUGAUUCAUUUCCUUCUCCAUAUCUCCAUUUUAAUAUUCAAAAUGGCUAUAGAUUGGUUUUGAUAGUACAUGUGCAUGUAGUUUGUAAACGUUGUAUUUUAGCUGAUCGCUGAGAGUAAAAUCUGUCAGGAAUUACAUGUACAUGGAUAGGUAUCUGUAAGGUACUGUUAAUGUAUAAUGUAUUGUAUGCACAUGUCAGAAUUUUACAGUUGUGUAAAAACAUUGUAAUAAACUGUAUUACAUUUAUUCAUAAUAAUUGUUUGUUUGAAAGUUCAUUGGGAUGAGGGGAAAUGGUCAUUUUGACCAGGUUUUCUCUUUGUUUCAUUCUUGGGUCGUUGAGGUGAAGCCAUAAAAUGAUAAGUGUGUCUCUUUUUAC
Liolophura sinensis is the source of this 4433-nucleotide messenger RNA. RefSeq lists its product as uncharacterized. The transcript has 8 exons. NCBI's taxonomy places the organism in Eukaryota, Metazoa, Mollusca, Polyplacophora, Chitonida, Chitonidae. Bases 136 to 2406 code for a protein of 756 amino acids. The record is from RefSeq and is a predicted model, not a curated record.